CCGGGCGAUCAUGACUUCCAACACUCUUGAUCUCCGUGACACCCAGGUACUUUAACCAGCUGCGCCAGAACUGGAUGUUCUCGCCACUGGGCACUCCUAUCACUAAUUGUACGCCCUUACACCUCGAGCACCAUGCAGCACAAUUACACCAAGAGUAGCAUGAUUGGCUUAGCCAUAGCCUUCAUGAUACUUCCUCUGAGCUUCAUCAGCCUCCGCAUAUGGGCAAAGACUCUGGCAAAACGAUUUGCCUGGGACGACUACCUCGCGAUUGCCGCUCUGUUGGUCUCCUUGACAUGCUGCAUACUUCAACUUGCAACUGCAAUACACGGCCAUCUAGGCCAGCACCAACCUCUGAAUGCGGAUGGACACCCAAUCAUGGACGAUCCGGGGCUGAUAUUCUUCGAGGAGACAAAAUUCGCGCUGAACAUGAUAUCCAUCAUUGGCCUCGGGCUCGUCAAGUCUUCCAUCUUGGUCAUGUACAAAAACAUCUUCGACGUUCGCAAGUUCCGGACCGUUGUCUAUGUCGUUCUGGCAUAUGUCAUCGGCUGGACCGUCAGCUUCAGUUUCUCGCAUCUCUUCACAUGUUACCCCAUUACGGUCUUCAUUGAGCCAUACUACGGCAACAGCUGCGUAGAGACGGUUCCGAUGUUUUUGGCUCUUCUUUAUACAGAUGUCCUUGCAGAUUUCGUCAUCCUCGUGCUUCCGAUACCCAUGGUAUUGAGCGUCAAGCUGACUUUGAAGAGAAAGCUGGCUGUAAUUGGUAUGCUCAUGCUGGGCGCAGCUGUAUGUGCUGUCAGUGUCACGCGUGUAGUAGCCACAUACUCUAUUGCGGAAGAGUACAUCAAGCACCCGGACGAUGUCAUAUACUACACUGCACCUGUAUUCUUCUGGACCAACAUCGAGCUUUCUCUCGCCAUCGUAUGUGCAUGUCUGCCCACGCUCCGGCCGAUUUGGUUCCACUUCAAUCCGCGGCCUUCCACGCAGACUGGCUCGGGAUAUGGGUCGUCCAGGCUCACGGGCACGAAGAGCAGCAGCUUUGCGACCAAAUACGGUGGCACCCGUAAACCGUACACAGAGCUGGACGAGAUAGAGCUCACGUACUGUGAGCCAACUCCGUCAACCUCCUCGGACCCGCCAUCCAUGGCCAACGAACGGGGUAUUGCCAAGCCUGUAGAAAUUCGUCAAACAUUGGAUUGAGCGAAAACUGAUAUUGAUGAGGCUGUGCAGAGCUCAACUUGGUCUGCUUGCG
Boeremia exigua is the source of this 1249-nucleotide messenger RNA. RefSeq lists its product as uncharacterized. NCBI's taxonomy places the organism in Eukaryota, Fungi, Ascomycota, Dothideomycetes, Pleosporales, Didymellaceae. The transcript has 6 exons. The record is from RefSeq and is a predicted model, not a curated record. The coding region runs from base 133 to 1197 and encodes 354 amino acids.